AGCAAAAUAUUAUUAGAAUUAUUCAGCUCGGUGCAACAACGCUUUCGUGAAAAAUAAGGAAGAUGCGCGGAUUACCUAUUUUCUUAUUAAUUUGUGUUCUAUUGGCAAUAAUAUGCCAUGCCCAGGGUCAAGAUGCGGAUGCUGAGGUGCCGGAAGAUCAGCAGGUGCAACGUGUGAAACGUCAAUUUGGUGGAUUCGGUGGUGGUUAUGGCGGUAUCGGUGUCUAUGGUGGACGUGGAUUUGGAGGUUAUGGUGGCCGAGGGUUUGGCGGCGGCUAUGGUGGUUAUGGACGCGGUUUUGGCGGUGGCAGCUAUGGUAGAUAUCGUUAUGGCGGUGGUGGCGGCUAUAGACGUGGUUAUGGAGGUUAUGGUGGCUAUGGCUUCAUUUAAAGGAGUUUUUAUGAAUUCGAGAAGGAAAUGUGAAAUUAUGUUGUAAAUAAAAAUAAAUAAUCGACAGAUUUUUAAAGACUUAA
This is a messenger RNA of Musca domestica (house fly), 472 nucleotides long. RefSeq names its product keratin-associated protein 19-2-like. Lineage: Eukaryota; Metazoa; Arthropoda; Insecta; Diptera; Muscidae. The transcript has a single exon. Bases 63 to 389 code for a protein of 108 amino acids. The record is from RefSeq and is a predicted model, not a curated record.